AUGGGGUCCAUUUCUCCUGGCAGUGUCACCAGCAAGGCCAGCAAAAGCAGCACUGAUGCGGAAUUCUUCAGCCUUGGUAGCGACAGCAGACUGAGAACCGGCAACAGUGAGAUGAGGCACGCUGAAGACAUAGCCGACAGAAACAUAGAGCACUAUGGGUCCAAUUCUUCGCGGCAUAGCUCCCUUGGGUGCCAGAACGCAGGCAACCAGUUCGCGCAGGAUCAUAAUGCACGCAGACAAUCUAUCGCAGCCUCUAUCAAAUCCUUGGGGUCUGUGCCCUCGUCUCCUGCUAGAUCUGUCCUGGGUUCGCUCAACUUUUCUGGUCUGCCGAAGUAUUCGCUCGGGACUGGGGUUGCUACUGAAGGUGGUCUCGUUGAUAGAAUCCUACCUCAUGUUGAGGAUCCUAAUGCUCGACCAUAUGACCGAAAGAAUUGGCCGACGCGAAUUGCCCGCGAUGAGUCUCAUCACUCAUCAAACCGCGACUGGCGCGCGAGUGACGACGACGAUACCUCCAAUGGAAAGCGUGGAACGAAGGAAAGAGAUGGCACUAUGGACAUUUGUGAAGCUAUUUUGGCAGGCACAGGUCGUUAUGAUCUGAAGGCCGCUUUGGAUGGAGUGGUCGAUUUGAACGACACGGAAGAUACGGAUCGGGACGUCCAGUGGGCUCCAGCUGUUACUCAGGAAGUUGUGAAACCGCACCAGCACAAAGUGACCGAGGAGCGCAUCUAUCGCGAGAUCCAUAACCACGACAUCUAUCGCUACAUCCAACCCGUCUAUCAAACCGAGAUACUACCUGCUCGGCACUUUUUCUACAACACAAACAAUGAACUGGUCGAAGUGUCGGCUGAUCAGCUUCCGGAGUGCACUGGUGCGAAGCAACGAUGGGCUCUUGUCCGAGGUGACAAGGAUAAACCCACAUCGCACGCCGUUCGGAGCGCACUGCCGCGUCGAGAGCUGAAGAUACUUUCCGACAAGACGUACAUGACAUCAGAAGGGUACGAGCGGAGAGAGACCACGAUUUUGCACCCACCUGAGCUAGAGGAUCUGUCAAACUAUGGUGGCCCGGUCGUCCCUAUCGAGUUCCUGCAUCAUCCGGCGCCGGUGGAUCAAGAGUUAAAGGAAGAGAAGAAGGUUGACCAUCUCCACAAUAGUCGGCAGUUAACGAUGGAGGGAUUGUCCAAUGCUUUGCCCUCGUUUCGUCCCGGGAGUUCUUCUUCUUCUUCAUCGCGGGCACCCACUGGCAGCUCUGCGUCGUCGCCUGCUUCGAAGCGGCUUUCCAUUCCACGGAAACCGGUCCCUGCUCCUCCCUCUUACUAA
Molecule: messenger RNA, 1317 nt
Organism: Paraphaeosphaeria sporulosa
Lineage: Eukaryota; Fungi; Ascomycota; Dothideomycetes; Pleosporales; Didymosphaeriaceae
Exons: 3
Coding region: 1-1317 (438 amino acids)
Source: RefSeq, a predicted model, not a curated record